Molecule: messenger RNA, 655 nt
Organism: Cicer arietinum (chickpea)
Lineage: Eukaryota; Viridiplantae; Streptophyta; Magnoliopsida; Fabales; Fabaceae
Product: E3 ubiquitin-protein ligase ATL42-like
Biological process (GO): protein ubiquitination
Molecular function (GO): ubiquitin protein ligase activity
Source: RefSeq, a predicted model, not a curated record
AGAGUGUAUAUGCCAAGAAUCCUAUUUCUCUACCCCAAAACAUACGCAUGAUCAUGAAGACCUUUGCGAUCAUGCAGACCUUAACUCUAGUUUACACUCAUCUUAAAUGGAUAUUAGAUUUCCUUGUAUACCAUCCCUUCUAUAAGCUCCAUGAUUGUCAUCUUCCAAUAUUUGAAGAAGAUUACAAUAUAUGGAAUUAUAAACGAACCCCUGGCUCAGAGGAAGAAGUAGAUUGUGCAGUGUGUCUCUGCCAAAUAAAAGAAGGAGAUGAGAUUAGAGUAUUGAGAUGUGAACAUAUGUAUCACAUAAACUGUUUGGAUAAAUGGAUUAGUUUUAAGACAGACACUUGUCCUCUCUGCAGAGAAUCAUUGAGACCAAGAAGGGACACCACUGAGCUUGGAGCUGAAGUUCUAUUAUUUAAUUUUGGUACCUUCCGUACAGAUAGAGAUUGUGAUGAUUGGUGGCUACGUUGAGUAAUUUGCAUGACUUUGUAUACAACUAGUAAUUUUUUACCACAUCUCAUGAUAUAUUUGUCAUAUCAAGUUAUGUGAGUAAAUGAAUUUGUUGAGUAAAUAUCUAUUAAUUAUCAAAUUAUUUUUUUCACAUCCAUUUAUCAAUAGAACUUUAAUGUUAAGUAAAUGUAAACUUGAAAUCA